Molecule: messenger RNA, 2923 nt
Organism: Danio aesculapii
Lineage: Eukaryota; Metazoa; Chordata; Actinopteri; Cypriniformes; Danionidae
Gene: wipi2
Product: WD repeat domain, phosphoinositide interacting 2
Exons: 12
Coding region: 164-1447 (427 amino acids)
Biological process (GO): protein localization to phagophore assembly site; autophagy of mitochondrion; nucleophagy
Cellular component (GO): extrinsic component of membrane; phagophore assembly site membrane; cytosol
Molecular function (GO): phosphatidylinositol-3-phosphate binding; protein binding; phosphatidylinositol-3,5-bisphosphate binding
Source: RefSeq, a predicted model, not a curated record
GCAGGCGCACGAAAAGGUGCAACAGUGGCUGGAGAAAAACAACAACAUUCAUUGGAACAAGGGUGGAACUUAUGGCAGUGCGAGACGACCCCAGAUUUCACUGAUCUAGUCCACAUCUGAGCCCCUUUUCACUUCGGCUUAAUCUGUAAAUGGUGUCGAGCCCAUGAACCUGGCCAGUCAGAGCGGAGAGGCCGGCUGCAGCCAGCUGCUCUUCGCCAACUUUAAUCAGGACAACACAUCCCUAGCUGUUGGUACCAAGUCAGGGUACAAGUUUUUCUCCUUGUCAUCGGUGGACAAAUUGGAACAGAUCUAUGAAUGUACUGACACAGAAGAUGUGUGCAUCGUGGAGAGAUUGUUCUCCAGCAGUCUCGUCGCUAUUGUCAGCCUUAAGGCUCCUAGGAAACUGAAGGUCUGUCAUUUCAAGAAAGGGACGGAGAUAUGCAACUACAGCUACUCGAACACUAUACUGGCUGUGAAACUAAACAGACAGCGAUUGAUCGUGUGUUUAGAGGAGUCACUCUAUAUCCACAACAUUAGGGAUAUGAAAGUACUACACACCAUUCGAGAGACCCCUCCCAAUCCUUCCGGACUAUGUGCCCUCUCAAUCAGUAAUGACAACUGCUACCUGGCCUAUCCGGGAAGUGCAACGAUUGGAGAAGUACAAGUUUUUGACACAGUCAACCUGAGGGCAGCUAAUAUGAUACCUGCCCAUGACAGCCCACUAGCAGCACUGGCAUUUGAUGCAAGUGGCACUAAAUUGGCCACGGCUUCUGAAAAGGGCACCGUAAUCCGUGUGUUCUCGAUUCCAGAAGGCCAAAAGCUCUUUGAGUUCAGGAGAGGGGUAAAGAGAUGUGUGAGCAUCUGUUCCCUGGCCUUUAGUAUGGAGGGACUCUAUCUGUCUGCCUCAAGCAACACAGAGACGGUUCAUAUUUUUAAGCUGGAGACCCAGAGAGAGAAGUCAGUGCCUCAGGAGGAGCCCACUACUUGGACAGGAUACUUUGGGAAAGUGUUGAUGGCCUCCACAACAUAUCUGCCUGCACACGUAACAGAGAUGUUCACUCAAGGACGGGCGUUUGCUACAGUCAGACUUCCCUUUUCAGGACACAAGAACAUCUGCGCUCUGGCCAUAAUUCAGAAGAUUCCACGGCUGCUGGUGGCGGCUGCAGAUGGCUAUCUGUACCUGUACAAUCUGGACCCUCAGGAGGGAGGAGAAUGCACACUAAUGAAACAGCAUAAGUUGGAUGGAAGUGCAGAGCCGGCGAAUGAGAUUCUUGAACAGACAGCUCACGAUCGGCCGCUUGUGGCCCAGACCUACAGUGCUGCUGUUGCCAAAGGUUACAGUGAGGAUCAGGGGGCAGUAGGGGGAGCUGGAGUGGAGGACGACAUGAACACCCUCCACCUGGAUGAAGAGAACGAGCAGCCUCCAUUAAUCCUGGAAACAGACUGAGCCGCUGCCAGAAGAUGGAGCCGACUGAGUGACAUUGCAGAGGGGGUUUUCCUCCUCUGGUGCUGCUAUGGACAUGUCUGACCUGAUAGAGAAAGGGAUUAAAAGAGAGAUCAUUUUAAAGCAAGCCUAGCUGUAGCCUUAUUCUGUCAAUUGUUGCGUGUAGAUGUUUUCCUCCUCUCCCCCCUGCAACCUUUGUGGCUUUCUAAAACCCUGCUGAAUUCUUUCAAUUCCCUUUCUUUCUUUUUUUUCUGUUUAAUUUCUUUUAAAUUCCCAGUCCUUAAUCAGACCAAACUAUGAAAUCUGAGCUGCAGGUGUCACGUCUCUUAGCUUUGCAUGUACAUGUGCCAAGAUUAGAAAUCCUAGAAAACCUUUGCUUUCAUGUGGAUUAUUCUGAUGUGUUUGCUGGCCAAUUCUCCUCUUGAGCUUUGUCUUUUUUCAAAUAUGAUUGAAAGCAAAACUGGCUUGCACCGCCUGCUAUGUCACCUUACCACACAGUGUCCCUUACCAAUCAUCAACAUCUGUGGCAAGAUGUGAUGUUUGUCCUGUAAUGAUGUAAAUGGCGUGUUAAAAUAACAUCCUGGGGUUUUUAAACAGGCUAAGAGGGUUGUUUUCUCUCAGAUUACUUCAUCUAUAAGCGCACAUGCUCUAUGAUGCUCUCUUUUAAUUCAUUCUAUGGUUAACCAAUUCAGCAAUGGUUUCUUUUUGACUUUAAAUUACCCCCAACAUCUUUCUCAGGCCUGUUCAUCGAAGAGCUUUUAUUAUUUUAAGUACCUAACACCAUUGUAGACAUGACUGAUGAAGGUGUUUAAUGUUUUGAUUUGAAGAACGUGGCUUCGAGAGGCUGUCAGACGCCAUUUUGUUGCCAUGUGGUAAAUAAUGAAGGAGGGAAGGUCAAGAUUUAUUCUAAAUACCAGCAGGUGAUGAUUUCUCAUGACAUGACAGUGUCUUACGUUCGGUAGGUUCCUUAUUGUUUGCUAAGAGGAAAAGCAUCAUAUAUCUCACUGAAUCCAUCAGGUUUUUAAGGAAACGGUCGCAACAUUUAGCUUACAAACAGGGGAUGUGUUCUCACAGACAUCCCUGUGGACUGCAGUUUGAACAAACAGGUCACAUGGUCAGGCAGUUGAACCAGAACAGGUCAGAAGUAUAAUGUGAUUUCCAGGGUUCUUUUGAAAAAUAAAUAAAGAGGACCAGGGUUUAUGAAUGUGAUAACCAAAUAUUAGUCGGUGUGUCCAAUUACAGGCGUUUGGAGACGCUGCCUCAAUUCUGGGAGCUCAAAAGGAUCUCGAGAACAUUUUUAUGCAUGAUUUUUUUUCUUUCUUUAGCAUGUUUUGAUGUUGCCUAUCAACGAUUGACUUACAUCCUCAUCAGCCAAUGAGCUCAAAUCCCCCAUGGCCACUUUAAUCUGUUUUCUAAUGAUUUUUGUAUAAAAUGUAAAUUGUUCCAUAUAAAGAUGAAAUAAAUCCCCUGUUGAAAGUG